CAGCCCGCUUGAUAAUCACGAUAAUUUUAUCAAGUAAUAAACAAGCGAAAAAUCCAUAACCGAUUGUCAAUAACACGAUGAUGACAAUCGUAUACCGACGAAUCAUACACUGCGGAAUUAUCACUCAACAAGCAGCCUUCACAGCACUCGCAACUCGCGCAACACUCGCGGCUGCGUUCAGAUCGUUCAGGAUUGAAGGCAAACUUCAACUACUGCUUCGAGCUUCAAGUAGUAGCCAUACCAGCCAUACUAGCUAUCGCGCAGCAAAUGUGACUUGUAGCGUUUUCGAUCAGUGCCAGUACUAGUCUUCUUCAAUUCCCAUCGAUCGAGAGCCGCCGUUCUCUACGCGAUUCCGCGAGUACCGGUGAUUAGAGUAAACUCUACUCGUCGACGACGCCGGAGGGCAACCAGGAGCAACGACGUAGGACCCACCAGAAGGCCGGCUCUGUCCUUAUCUCCUCACUCUCUUUUUCUCGCGCAAGCGAGCCAUUCAAACGCAAAUUCAAUCUCGUCGAUAACGGCAGCGAGGAACCUUCACGUAUCGUGACACGUAUCGGGUUGCUCCCGGGUAGGAAGGGCGAUCCAUCUGUCUCGAAUCUCGGCUCCCUCGAGCGGAGGAUUUUCACGCUAGAAAGCGGCCGUCCAGCAGGGCGAUACCAUCUUAUAUGACUUUACUUCGACAACGAGAAACAUCCAGGAUAUCAUCCAGAGGGAAAGGAUCGGCGUGUAGCAAAGGCGGCGGCGAUAGUAGAACAUUAUUAUCCGACUGGCGAUCAUCAAACGGCAACACCAUCACUACCCACGACCGUUUGUUUUCGUGCGACGAGUUAACCGGCGAGUUAACGUCGACAUCAUUACCAACCUGGUACCACAGAUUGCCAGGCUUUCUUAAGGCGACCAGCGACGGACAGGCAGCGUGUAUGAUCAUUGAGGACUACCCCCCUACCCCGCCCGCCACCGCCAAACCGAGGCAACACCCGAGGCAUCAAGAUACCACCCAACGAUUCCUAAAUCUUCAUCUGGUCCUGCCCAAGCACAGGACCUCAAAAUUUUCCAGUAAUAGGCAUCGGAAGCUUCAGCCAUUCAGAGAAACGUGACUGGCGUCAGCGGGUAGCGGCGCGGCACGCCUUACCGCU
Messenger RNA from Mycetomoellerius zeteki, 1136 nucleotides. RefSeq lists its product as uncharacterized. The transcript has 3 exons. NCBI's taxonomy places the organism in Eukaryota, Metazoa, Arthropoda, Insecta, Hymenoptera, Formicidae. The coding region runs from base 666 to 1097 and encodes 143 amino acids. The record is from RefSeq and is a predicted model, not a curated record.